This is a messenger RNA of Helicoverpa armigera (cotton bollworm), 1251 nucleotides long. RefSeq names its product protein rolling stone. Gene Ontology annotation, cellular component: membrane. The transcript is spliced from 6 exons. The coding region runs from base 216 to 1166 and encodes 316 amino acids. The record is from RefSeq and is a predicted model, not a curated record. Lineage: Eukaryota; Metazoa; Arthropoda; Insecta; Lepidoptera; Noctuidae.
CGCCACUGCGCAUGCUCGCCACCGCCACUGUUUGCACGCUGCAGUCGCGGCCACGCGCGCCGCACACCACACGCACCCAUGCAUAAUACACCAUACUAAAUAAAAAAACAUCCAUCGGAAUUAAUCACGAAACCUAAACAAAAAAUUAUAAAUAAAAAUAACAUACAAUUUUAAAAAUAUCUCCAACGAAGUGCAUAAUAAUAUUAGCUGUAAAAAUGUGCAAAAAUGUUGCUAUGGUGCCCAUGAAGAAGAGUGUGGACUCAGCUAUCCAGAAGUCAUGUAAGCCAGCUAUGCUGGGUCGCAUGUGGCAGGCGAGCCGGCGGGCGCUCAACCUUGAGCACAGUCCAGCUCAUCAGUUCGCCUGCAGUCAGUGGCAAUCCAGUCCACAUCCCUCCACAGUCUACCUUAUAUACAGAUGGUUGUUUUUCGUGUCCGUGGUGUCGAUUGGCGUGGCCAGCUUCUCUUGCCAGCGAUUGCCGCGGCUGUACGAAGGGCCUAAGGUGGAGCUCAACUACAUGAAGUGGUUCAUCUACUUCACCAACUGGGGCUACUUGCUGAUAGCACUGCAGGCUGGACUCGCGCUAGCUGUCCUACAUCGGUACAGAGCACAAAAAUUCAACUCACUCAACCUACGUUUUGCAGCAUGCGAAGAGGACGAGAUCCCGAUACCAUUGGGUCGGCGCGCGCGCACACCGCUGCUUUGCCGAGCCUACUGGCUCUCACAUAACAUUGCCACGGACUUGGCUUUCGUCAUCUCGCUUGUUUAUUGGGCACUGGUACAUGAUCCUAAAAUCCACGAGGUGAAUGCCCUAAACGUGCUGGUUCACGGCGGGAACUCAUUGUCUAUGCUGUUGGAGCUGGCAGUGACGUCACAUCCCGUGCGAGCGGCGCACGCGCUGUACAGUGCAGGCGCGGGACUCGCGUAUGGAGUGUUUAGCGCGUUUUACUGGGCUGUUGGUGGCACUGACAGGAUUGGAAGGCCAGCUAUUUAUCCGGCUCUAGAUUGGAAUAAACCUGGCUCAGCAUUCGGCUUCGUGGCCCUCUGCGCAGUGGUGAUGGUGUUCGCGCACGCGCUCGCGACGUUCGUGGCGGCCGCUCGCACUCGCCUCGCUUCGCGCAUGCGUGCCCGCAACCACGCCGACCGACUCGCGCUGCCUACGCACUGAUCGCACGGGAAACUGCACUAGUUGUUACUUUCAACGUGCUUGGACAUUUUAUUUUUCGACUGUCUUAUUCAUAGUGAAAUUCUAA